Molecule: messenger RNA, 1647 nt
Organism: Paramecium sonneborni
Lineage: Eukaryota; Ciliophora; Oligohymenophorea; Peniculida; Parameciidae
Source: the annotation of a GenBank genome assembly
AUGAAUCAUAAUAUCUCUAUCAUUUGUCCAUUAUUUGAAACUAGUUCAGGAAAGGUAUAUCUAGCGGAAGAGAUGGUUUAAAAUAAUUCUAUAUUAAAAUAUUUUGCAUUUGAAUUUAGAAAGGAUUAUGUGGAAAAAGGAUAUUUUUUUGAUGAGGUACAAAUUAUAAAAAAUACAAAAAAACCAAGAUAAUUUAGAAACUAUUAGAAAAUGUAUAAGAAUCAAUUAUUUUUGUUUAAUUAUAUCGAGGGUGAAUUCUUUGAUAAAAUAAUAUUGGUGAAUGUGAAAUUACAAAAGUCAUUUGAAAAUACUGAAAUAAAAAUAUAUUUGAAAUAGCUAUUAGAAGCACUUUAUGAACUUCAUUCAAAUAAAAUACCUGGAAGAUUAUUUUCUGUUUAAAAUAUUUUAUAAACAUAAACAAGUAAAAGGAUGAUUCUAAUGGAUUUUGGAUUUGGUUCUAGAAUAAAUUAAGAUUAAUUAGAUAUUUUAGCACCUCCAGAAUAUUUAGAAAGCUUAAUUGAGAAGAAUAAUAAUCUUUUAUAUAAUUCAUAUGAAAAUGAUAAAGUAUUCGAUUUAAAAUUUGAUUCUUGGUUAGUAGGAGCUUUCUUAUACAACUUGAUCAAAUUAAGACCUAUAAAUCAUAUAAAAUCACAAUAAAAUACAUUUGAAAGAUAUAAAUAUGAUGAAAAAGAACAAUAUUUAUAACAUUUAAAAAAAAUGAAGUUUAUUCCAUGUUAGACUAGUAGAUACAAUUAAAACCUUUGUUCUUUUGUGUAAGAUUUACUAACUUACAAUAAAGAGAAAAGAUUAUCAUUUUUUUAAAUAUAUUAACAUGAAUACAUUUAAAAUCUUUAAAUUGAAGAAUAAAACAAAUAUUUAAAAUUUUAUAAAAAUCUAUCAACCAUAUUAGACUAAAAGUUUAAGCCUGAUUAUUAAAGUGUUAUAAUGAAAUAACUUAAAUUUGAAAAUAAAAAGUUUGAUACUUUUUGGCUAUAAAAAUAAUUAGAUUAUUUUAAAUGUUUUAUAUUAGAAGAAACAGAAGAAAAAAUAAUUAAUUUAUUACCAAGAUAUAUACAUCCAUAUGAAUAUAUUUUUGCAUAUUUUGUGAAGAAAAUGCAUCUUCUUAUUUUAAGGGAAACCAAUCAUUAUUCAUAAUCAGAUUAAUAUUAAAAUAAAUUGGAUUAAGAUUGCUAAAUUUUUUUACAACAAUUUUCAAAAGAUUUAUUAAAAUCUAUAGAAAUUUUUGAAUAUAUAGAUAAAUUAACAAAAUAAUUAAUAGAAAUGUUCAGAUAGCAUUGUUAUAUUCAUUUAAAUAAGAAUUCUAAGCUUUCUCAAAAUAUUAAAAAAUCUAUAUUAGAUGAUUAUAAUCAAAAUCAUAGCAUGUUAUUAAAUUCUUAAGAAUUUUUUGAAAAUGGUUAUUUUGAAGCUCUUGAAAUAUUAUUUUAAUAUAUAAACUAACUAAAAGUUUAAGAUGAAAUAUCAGAGGAAUUAUAAUAAUUCUAGAAAUAAAUUUAUAUUUGCAUCAUAAUCACAUCUUUAGAUGUAGAAAAUUUUUAAUAGAUAUUUAGAGAAGUUCUUCCUGAAAAUCAAUAGAUUAAACCUAGUGAUAUACUUAUUAAUUUUGGGUUUGUUGGUCACAAUUGCUGA